UCGAGUUGUUCGUCGCUUCUCACGUGUCUUUUCACGUUUAUGUAGCUUUCGCGUCCAGUUCUAUUCUUCCUAUUUCCCAUAUUUCGCAUUAUUACUGUAAUCGUGUUAAAAACACGGACCAUCCCUUAAGUUCAGUAAAAAGUGCAAUAAAAUUAUAAAUUAUCAUGGCGCUGGUGCAAGCUCGUCAAGCUGAGCUCACUACUGUGCAGAGUGAUUCAGAGUCUGGAAAUUCUGGAGAGGAAGUCUCUGACAUUCAGGAAGAAGGCAGCGAGUUAGAUGAAGAGCAACAACCUUCCAAGAAAGCCAAACACAGUGGUAAAGAGUCUGAUGGUGCGGAUGCCAGUGGGAGCAGUGAUGAUGAGGAAAAACCAGCAGUCGGAAAUGCUGGUUGGGCGGACGCUAUUUUGAAAGUGCUGAAAACCAAUAAACCGAAGAAAAAGAAGACGUUGGUUUUGUCUAGAGCAAAGAAGUUGAAUGAAACUGUGUUGAAAGAAGAACCUAAAGAUCCAGGCUUUGAAAUCGAUGGCGAGGAGGUGAAUCUAGAAGACAAAACUGAAGAUGUCGAAGAAAAACCUGACGUGAAACCUAUAUUGAGCGCUGCUGAAUUGAGGGAACAAAAGAAAAAGAGAAAACUAUGGGAAACUAUGAGCAGGAGCAAACCUAAUGUUCUAGCAAAGGAUCGAGAAAAAUCUUUGUCUAAAAUUGCCACAAGAGGAGUGGUGCAGCUCUUUAAUGCGGUUAAAAAGCAACAAAAAGACAUUGAAGCAGAGCUUGAUGAUGCAGGACACUCAGAGAGAAAACGGGAAAAAGUUUUGAAGUCUGUUGACAAGAAUAGUUUCCUUGACAUCUUGAUGGGCCCGUCAAAGAGUGUACUCAUUGGAAGGAACCAGUCGCAGAAAGUCGAACCAAAAGAUGAUAAGGAUGACGCAGCUCCGAUUUGGAGUGUUUUGAGAGACGACUUCAUGAUGGGAGAUGGAAAGCUGAAGGACUGGGACAAGCAGCAGGAAAGCGGGAGUGAAGCCUCUGCUGGUGAGUCGAUUUCAGACGGCGAUAGUGAUGAGUGAAUUAAAUAAAAACCAUGUUUAGAAUAAAA
Messenger RNA from Cloeon dipterum, 1093 nucleotides. Its product is annotated as RRP15-like protein. The record is from RefSeq and is a predicted model, not a curated record. Gene Ontology annotation, cellular component: preribosome, large subunit precursor. The transcript has 5 exons. Bases 165 to 1064 code for a protein of 299 amino acids. Gene Ontology annotation, biological process: maturation of LSU-rRNA; maturation of 5.8S rRNA. Lineage: Eukaryota; Metazoa; Arthropoda; Insecta; Ephemeroptera; Baetidae.